CCCCACCCUGCGCCCACUUUCAUCACGCUCGCAUACGACAACGGGGGUGGAGCCCGCUGUCGUACUCGCAGGGCAGGACCACAUCAUCAUAAGGGAGAUUAUCUGCCAGGACAGCGCGGGAUUUAUUCACGGCUGAAUUGAUGCCUUCAACGCGGGGGUAAGAUACGGGGGAUUCGAGGAAACGAGCGCAUGCCACGUCCAGCUCGAGCCAUGUUCCGGUUGAGAGCAGUCGCGGCGGUCCAACGGGGAACUUCGGCCGGUCGGACUACGCGCGCAAGGACGGCCUGGACAAGAUGGUGGGGUACAUCAGAUCGGCCGACGACUCGAAACUAGAAGAACUCAUGGACAUCCUGCGGUUUUUCGACGAUGGCGGGCCUCGCUGGAGGCUAGACCGACGCUGGGCGACAGCGCCUGGAAGGCGCACUUCAUCACCGACCACUCGUGGAUCGACAUCCGGGCCGGAUAUCGUGGAACACCGGUACGCGCACAUGCGCCAAAGUCUUGGGUCGAACAGCAACCCGACAGCUGCGCAAGCGAAGGAAAGGGCAGCACGAGGGGACCUGUACCGCAGUUUGCACGGGGUUUCCCGCGCGAACCACAAUAAAAAUGAGCGGAAAGGGGAGGAAUUCAUCGCGUCCGGGAUCCGGGGACGGAUCAUGCUCCCAGUGACCGACGCCGAGCGGUCUGCUACGAUGCGGGCGCCCUCGAGGAACUCUGUCUCAGCUGUGAUGUUCCCGCGGUACAUCAGCAUCCACAAACCCAUGCGGACCCUGUGGUAGGGGGUAGUGCAUCCCAGGAGUCGACAGCAGCCCCUGCGGGCCACACCCCCGUAGUCUUCAACCCAUAUCCAUAACCCUCGAGAGGUUUCGAAGGGAAUAAGGUAGCGUUGGCUGUUUUUGGUCAAGUAGACGCAGGAGAGAGAUGAAGAGAGAGAGAGCUAGAAGAUUGCAGGCGUAUUGCUCCCGUAGUCGAGUUUUCUAUCUUUCUGGUUUCGUGAUGAUAGAAGUUUUCUCUGUUGUCUUUUGUUCAUUGGAAGUUCGUCAUUUCUCCCUCCGCCUUAAUCACCGGGUGUUUGAUGCUCACGGACGAAGCCUCUCUGUUCCUUGUCCCCCCUAUCUACUCUCUCUUUUUGUCAAUAGUCUAGUCCUGUCGAUUGUUUCGGGUGUACACGUAUCGGACCGACUUAGGAUUCUUCACCAACAGCCUUGCGGAUGAUUUUUCCCGGGCGGUAGGAAGGUAGCUUAUUCAGGUCAAAUUGGUUUACCGGUGUUGAAGACAUUCAGGAUGGUUACUGUAUGCUCUCCUUGUCAAUUUUCACCAAGAAAUAACUGGAUGCAGUUCAACCCCACUUUGCCACUGCAACGCUCUCGGCUGAAUACGGCAACGAAGAGAAUCCCCGCUGACUGACAUGGUUCCGGCUAGGGGGAACGACCAGUGUUUACAUUCAUAGUUUACACAAGACUUGUACUUCGAGAAAGUCUAUUACGCGGCAUUGGUGCGCAACACGCCGGCGCUCCUAGUGGCUAGAAGAAUAGUCCACGCCAACUUCGACAUGCGCACAAAUAAGAUGGUAGUCCUGAUCCAUGAACAGUACAACAUGACGAACCGAAAGCCGACGCCACGGACAGACCAACUUUCACCUUUUGCCUCGGAAAUUGUUCAAGAGCCACCCCCGCUGGACACUCCAGCCUCCUCCAAAACCGACAGCGAGAAAUCCAUUGUAACCGGUCGGAAAAGGUAACCGUCGUCGUCCCUUCCGUCCAGCGCAGGCACUUCUGACGUCGUAAAAUCACUACCGACAGAGACCAUCUCCCCACUACCUGUCGGGGCGUUGCUAUCUGUCGGGGCGUUGCCCUCACCCGCGUUCUCACCACCAUGCCCCCCGCAUCCUCCCUCGGCGUGACCACUCCCCGUCGCAUUGGGGCCUGCCCCUUCAACAGAUUCCUGCCCGAACCCACCCACAUACGCCGCCAGGUAAUCGAGGAGAUCAUCUUUUCUUGAGUUCAUUGCGCCCUUCGUAAUCCCGGCGUCCUUUACGAGCACGAGAAGUUGUCUCACAGCAGUGCACCUGUCGCUUUUCUCCGCCCGGGACAUCCCCUUCAACUGAUUUAAGGGUGAGCGGGGCCUGCCUCCGCGCACGUCCCCCUUUUCGGCGCUUUGCACCGCCCCCCCCGCCCCCUCCUGCGGCCUUUCCCCCCUGUGUAACCCCCUUUGCUUCGCCACUACCGGCCCCCGCCCCUCCAUUUGGCCCGACACGCGCGUUCAGCUGUUGCCGCAAAGCAGGCGCGGCCUUCGAGAAGUUAAGGGAAGUAUUCUCCCUUACGCUCUUUGCGAAGUCACCCAUUCGCACGUUGAGGAAUUUCCCGACAACGAAAAGAAACAUCUCUUGAGAUACACUAGCAUCGAUGGCAGGAGGACCAGGGGGGCAGCAGUUUCCCCAAAUUUCCUUGACAACCUCCGCCUCGCUUACUACUUUGGCAAUCUCGGCUGGCAAGUCUCCGAGGCAAGCAGCAAGGAAGAUGGGGCUUUUCAAAAAUGGAAUAUGCCCCUCUCCACGGCAUACACGAACUCUACCCACUCCAUCGUAGGGUAAAGAAGUCCCGGACCGUUCUUUAUAUCGUUCUUCGAAUCGACUUUUGCUACGACAUCUCUUAGCAUAAAAUCAGUACUUAUGGCCUCCCCACUGGACCGGCGAGUUUUGUGUUGGACGACACGCACCCAAUCCUGGGAAAGGUUGUGACUUCUUUGAUGCGUCCAAGCCUUGCUGGCCGCCCACCCGGCAAUGUAGUACAGGACUUGCCCGCGCGGUUUUGUGAUCUGCUACCUUUCACUCGGGUAAGAGAGCUCCACGGCCACGGAAUCCU
Molecule: messenger RNA, 2864 nt
Organism: Ectocarpus sp. CCAP 1310/34
Lineage: Eukaryota; Phaeophyceae; Ectocarpales; Ectocarpaceae
Source: the annotation of a GenBank genome assembly